AUGCCGCCGACAGGUAACGAGAAAGAGAACUACAACUGCAUUUUGGAAAUUAUGAAUGUUGCUGUGUGUGAAGGUCUCAGGGAGAUAUUCAAACAGGAAUGGGACAAAAAUUACGGUGCAACAAAAGGCGUAUGGGACGACACUCGUAAAUCUGGUAAUGAAUUGUAUAACAUGGAAAGCACAAGGCGGCAUGCUAAACCUUAUUUAAAUUUUUUUCAAUCUGGAAAAAGAAGUGAAUGGGAUUGCUCUGCUUUGUUUGAUGCAAUUCUAUAUUCUAAUGCGAUUAAGAAGCACUUGAGUCCACAUGUGUCCAACAAGGUUGAUGAAUUGAGGAAACUUCGAAACGAACUCACACAUACAAUUGGAUCUCAACACAAAAUCUCUGAUGUUAAAUUUGAGAACGCUUAUAAAAAAGUACAGAACUGCUUCAAAGUCCUUAAGUUAUCUGCAGCAGAUGUUGAGAAAAUUUUAAAAUCAUUCAAAGCUAAAUACGUAACUAGUUUUCGAAAAAUGAUGUAUCUUUGCCUCACAGUAUUUAUUGCUGGGUUACUUUCCAGCGCAUCCUAUUAUUGGUUUACACACCCCAUGGCAACUAAAUCAGUUUUCCGUUUCCGAGUCCUCCCAACAAGACCAAUUCAUCUGGUUGCAAACCGAAGUCAAACUGUCAACGCGAUUCUUGAAGAAUUGCACAAUCUAUCCAUCAGAAAUAACGGUUCGUUGACUUAUUUGUACCUUUCUGGAAAUCCAGGAAGUGGCAAGUCCCAGCUUGCUGGGUUAGUUGGGGAGCGAUAUGGCAGACGUUGGUCUGAGAACACCUCUUUUGUUAUGACUUUAAAAGGCGGAUCAGCGCAUGAUAUCUUGGAAUCGUAUGCAAAUUUCGCACGUCGGCUGGAUUGCACUGAAAAUGACAUAGGAAACAUCGUAAAUUCAAACAAAACUACAACGGUGAUGAAAAUACAAAGUCUCAAAAUAAGCAUUGUCAAAUUGUUGGAAGACUUCAAAAACAAAUACACUUGGUUGUUGAUAGCUGAUAAUGUUGUAAAGCUGAGUGAAAUGUCUUCAUUUCUUCCCCAACUAGAAAGUGAUGACUGGCAAGGUGGCCAAGUGUUAAUUACCACACAAGACAUGUCUUCUGUGCCAUCAAACAGUUCUUUGACUGUCCAUCUUUCAGUCAGCCAAGGUAUGGAUCCAGAAGAAUCAUGUGAGUUUCUUACAGAUCUAUCUGGGCUUGUUGGAAAUCAUGAUUUAGUAAGCAAAGUAGCAAAAUAA
Molecule: messenger RNA, 1269 nt
Organism: Paramuricea clavata
Lineage: Eukaryota; Metazoa; Cnidaria; Anthozoa; Malacalcyonacea; Plexauridae
Source: the annotation of a GenBank genome assembly